This is a messenger RNA of Nematolebias whitei (Rio pearlfish), 1296 nucleotides long. It is a transcript of the gene tdo2a, whose product is annotated as tryptophan 2,3-dioxygenase a. Bases 15 to 1232 code for a protein of 405 amino acids. Gene Ontology annotation, molecular function: L-tryptophan 2,3-dioxygenase activity; metal ion binding; heme binding. NCBI's taxonomy places the organism in Eukaryota, Metazoa, Chordata, Actinopteri, Cyprinodontiformes, Rivulidae. The transcript is spliced from 12 exons. The record is from RefSeq and is a predicted model, not a curated record.
GGUUUGGAUACACGAUGAGCGAAUGUCCGUACUUCGAGAAGAGACAUUUGUUAUUCAAAAAUAAACCUCCUGCAGAAGAGGACGAGGACUCCUCCCAGGCUGGAGUGAACAAGGCCAGCAAUGGAGGAAUCAUCUACGGAGACUAUUUACAGCUUAGCAAAAUAACCACAGCCCAGGUGUUGCAGAGUGAAGUCAAAGGUAAUAAGAUCCAUGACGAGCACCUCUUCAUCGUCACCCAUCAAGCCUACGAACUCUGGUUCAAACAGAUUCUCUUUGAGCUCGACUCGGUGAGGGAGAUCUUCACCAGUGGACACGUCCGAGAUGAGCGCAACAUGCUCAAAGUCAACACUCGCAUCCACAGGAUCGUGAUGAUCUUCAGGCUGUUGGUCGACCAAUUUGCAGUUCUGGAAACAAUGACAGCCUUGGACUUUUUUGACUUUAGAGAGUACCUGUCUCCAGCCUCUGGCUUCCAAAGUCUUCAGUUUCGGCUCCUGGAGAACAAAAUCGGGGUGCCGGACAACCUGAGGGUUCCGUACAACAGACGGCAUUACAGAGACAAUUUCAAAGGCCACGAGAGUGAGAUGGUUCUGAAAACAGAGCAGGAGCCAACUCUUCUAAAACUGGUGGAGGAGUGGCUGGAGAGAACUCCAGGCUUGAAGGUGGAAGGAUUCAAUUUCUGGGAAAAGCUGCAAAUCAAUAUAUUUGAUGGGUUGAAUGUGGAGAAGGAGAAAAUCGAGAAAAUGCCAGAAUCGGAGGAGAAGGAGGAGCUGAUGGCCGAGCUCGUCAAACAGAGGGAGCUCUUCACGUCUCUGUUCGAUGAAAAGCGCCAUGACCACCUGGUCAGCAAAGGUGAGAGGCGGCUCUCUUACAAGGCUCUCCAAGGUGCUUUGAUGAUCUACUUCUACAGGGAAGAGCCGAGGUUCCAGGUUCCCUUCCAGCUGCUCACGUCCCUCAUGGACAUCGACACCCUCAUGACUAAAUGGAGAUACAAUCAUGUGUGCAUGGUGCACCGGAUGAUUGGCAGCAAAGCAGGAACAGGGGGCUCCUCUGGCUACCACUACCUGCGUUCUACUGUCAGUGAUCGUUACAAAGUGUUUGUGGACCUGUUUAAUCUGGCAACGUUCCUGGUGCCUCGCCACUGGGUGCCCAAACUGAACCCCAACGUUCAUACCUUCCUCUACAUGGCCGAGUGCUGCGACAGCUCGUACGGCAGCAGUGACGACUCAGACUAGAGCGCGUCUCAGUCUUCUGCCUGGCUUCUCGUCCCUGUGAGAAAACGCUGCAGCCUUAAACCAC